GUAUUUCGUCAUUUGCCAAAAACACUGUUACACCAAACCUCGCGACUGCUCUAGUAAAGGGCGGACUCCCCAAGACUUUCCCUCUAUUUCUGAAAACGCCAAACACAAGUUCAGCGCUCUGUUUUUCGGAUCUCGAAAAUGCAGAGUGCAGCCUUCACCCUCUCUUCUUCUCCUUCAUUUCCAUCUUUCAAGCCACGGCGGCCUCUGAAUAACCCUACUUUCGCUCCUAGAUUUGAUCCUAUUCGUGCCUCUUCCAAACGACAGGAUCUAGACACCUCAACUAAUGUCGUUUUCCCCCGCCGAUCAUGGUCUUUCUCUUCUUCUCCCUCUCUUUUCAGGCCAUGGAAUCCUCUGCCUCCUCUGGUUUCUGAACCUAAAACGGAUGGGUUUGAGGUUAGAGCAACGCCUGUGCCCGAGAGUGCCGGUGAGGGCGAGAAGUCGAAUAGCUUAAUGAAGACUUUGGAGCUUGGAUUGUUGUUUGGCCUUUGGUAUCUUUUCAAUAUAUACUUCAAUAUCUACAACAAGCAGGUUCUGAAGGUAUUUCCAAACCCAGUAACUGUCACUGUAGGUCAGUUUGCUGUUGGGACAGUGUUAGUCAUUCUGAUGUGGACUUUCAAUCUUUACAAAAGGCCAAAAAUUAGUGGAGCUCAGCUUGCUGCAAUUGUUCCACUGGCAGUGGUUCACACACUGGGCAACCUUUUCACUAAUAUGAGCCUCGGGAAAGUGGCGGUUUCAUUUACACACACAAUCAAAGCUAUGGAACCUUUCUUCUCAGUUGUUCUAUCUGCCAUGUUUCUUGGCGAGUUUCCUACUCUCUGGGUAGUUUCUUCCCUUAUACCAAUUGUUGGUGGUGUAGCACUUGCAUCAGCAACUGAGGCCUCCUUCAAUUGGGCUGGGUUUUGGAGUGCUAUGGCAUCCAAUUUGACAAACCAAUCUCGUAAUGUAUUAAGCAAGAAGGUCAUGAUUAAGAAAGAGGAUUCCAUGGACAACAUUACUCUGUUCUCAAUAAUAACAAUAAUGUCCUUUAUCUUGUUAGCCCCUGUGGCUGUCUUCAUGGAAGGGGUCAAGUUUACUCCUGCAUAUCUCCAAUCUGCUGGCUUGAAUGUUAAACAGGUGUACACAAGGUCUCUUAUUGCUGCUCUCUGCUUCCAUGCCUAUCAACAGGUUUCAUACAUGAUAUUGCAGAGGGUAUCACCUGUUACUCACUCUGUAGGCAAUUGUGUGAAGCGUGUGGUGGUCAUUGUCAGCUCCGUUCUCUUCUUCAGAACGCCUGUGUCACCUAUAAACUCUCUAGGCACUGGGAUUGCCCUUGCUGGAGUUUUUCUGUAUUCAAGAGUGAAGCGCAUUAAGCCAAAGCCGAAGACAGCUUGAAGUUAGGCAGAGCAUUUUUGCAUUUAAAUGUGGUUAUUAGACAUAGGUUGGACAACUUCUUUGUAGCUGAGGCCAGAAUGUCGAUUAUGCUUUUGUUUUCUUAAUCUUUCUUUUUCCCCGGUUUGUUACUUUGCAUUUGGUUUGUUCAUUUACUUCUACUGGGAUGAUUUGUUUUUGUAUACUUCCUGCGCUCAAAAAAAAUUACAGGGUGCAAGUUAAUUUUUAGCAAACAUCUACAAAAUA
Molecule: messenger RNA, 1614 nt
Organism: Jatropha curcas
Lineage: Eukaryota; Viridiplantae; Streptophyta; Magnoliopsida; Malpighiales; Euphorbiaceae
Product: phosphoenolpyruvate/phosphate translocator 1, chloroplastic
Biological process (GO): transmembrane transport
Cellular component (GO): membrane
Molecular function (GO): transmembrane transporter activity
Source: RefSeq, a predicted model, not a curated record